AUGUCUAAAUACACUUACCAACCUCUCGACAGGCCAAAUUCAGAGUUCCGAUUACUUAAAAUCAGCAAAGACCCUCUCACCCAUCAGCCGCAAUGCACCUUACAGAAGUACAAUUUGAUAGACUGUCCUAGAUAUACCGCCCUGUCAUACACUUGGGGCGAAGCGGCGCCAACUCAUAGUGCAGCAGUCGAAGGAGCGAAUAUCGAAGUACGCCAAAAUCUGUUCGACUUCCUACACGCCUAUACUACCGAGGUCUGGGGUAGUGCCGACACCGAAAAGCCGGUGUUCUAUUGGAUCGAUCAGAUAUGCAUCAAUCAAGAGGACCUUGUUGAGCGCAGCGACCAAGUCCGUAUCAUGAACAAGAUCUAUGAGCAUGCGAAAUAUGUGCUCGUAUGGUUAGGGUGCGAUUCUUCCAUGCUCGAGGCAGCGCGUCAGUUGCGAGACGAGAAAGAUGACGACGGGUGGGCCAUUGCCACUCUACUAGCCCACCCAUAUUUCUCACGGGUAUGGAUCGUCCAGGAGACUAUGCUCAGCGUAAACUCGCCUCUCAUUACUUGCGGAGGGAUUGAGCUGGAUUGGUAUUGUGUAGCCUUAGCGAGUAUAAUGGCAGAGCCAAAGCAAAGCUUACCGUUAGCCGCCUGUUUCACCAUCCAUGGAUAUGAUCGUGUUCGAGAAAGGCGUACCCUACAAUACUUUAUCCGAUUUCAUUGUGGGAGUAAGUGCCAUGAUCCUCGCGACAAAGUCUACGGGCUGUUAGGGCUUACACCUGAAAGAUGGCGAGUGCGUGUUGAUUACACAAAAGAGGUGCUUGAGGUAUACUUCGAUGCGGUGGCGGCCCUGUUCGAAGAG
Alternaria rosae is the source of this 849-nucleotide messenger RNA. Its product is annotated as heterokaryon incompatibility protein-domain-containing protein. NCBI's taxonomy places the organism in Eukaryota, Fungi, Ascomycota, Dothideomycetes, Pleosporales, Pleosporaceae. The record is from RefSeq and is a predicted model, not a curated record. The annotation marks the transcript as partial. The transcript has a single exon.